Molecule: messenger RNA, 423 nt
Organism: Aspergillus terreus NIH2624
Lineage: Eukaryota; Fungi; Ascomycota; Eurotiomycetes; Eurotiales; Aspergillaceae
Exons: 2
Coding region: 1-423 (140 amino acids)
Source: RefSeq, a predicted model, not a curated record
AUGGCUGCUGUAGCCGCUCAAUUGCCUCUUGCCGACAAACAAGCUGUUAUACAUGCGUAUCGUCACCUAUACCGAGCUGGUUUGAAAGUGAUCAACUACUCAUCACCUUCACGACACGUUCUGCGUCGGACGCUGAGGUCUUCUUUCCGGGAUUCUUCUUUUCUGGAUUUCAAUCAGCAGAAGAUUUCCAACACUCUGCAGUUCCUGCACCGAGCAGCCGAUGUUGCGGGAAUAGAACAUAAAAUUGUGAAGAACCUGAUGAUGGUCAGGUAUUGGGAACAGCCUCAUCUGAGGAAGGACUUAAGAAUCCUAAAAGGCAUAGGCGUCAACCAGAGGCAGUCAAGUCUCCGCAAAGAUGCCAAUGAGCAGUUCAACUUGACAUUGAUGCUCCUCAAUGAGAGCCUCGGUACAUGCUUAAGAUGA